AUGUGGAUUCCAAGUUGCAUCAUGUACCAACUAACGUUGUAAUAUUAGACAAGUGAUCGGUGUCUCUUUCGUAAAGUGUAUACUCGUCAUGUGUUCAAUUCCUUGCCCGUGGCUCUUCACUGUGUACCUUCUCGAUGCAUCCUACUCCUUCUCCUCAUGCUUCCAACCCAACACCCUUUUGGGCUUAUCAGUUGUCCAGAACCCUCUGUUCUCCUCUAAGCCCGACCUUACCUCCGCUUCCGGGUAAUACUUCUUCGCUAGCUCCGCCGAAGCCAUCUCCUGUGUCUCUCUGGUGCCACGAUAUUUAUCACUUCGCAUCCUUCAUACGAAUCUGCUUUCUCCACACUCAAAAGAGAUGCCCGUGCCACCUCCGUGGGAUCCACCCACGCCCAAAGCUGCCCUACAGCCGCAGUGUCCCAGUUCUCCUCAUACUCCUUUUGGAUAUCCUUCUUCGGUGCCACCUGGUGAAUACGGAGACACGCGAUCUUCGUAGCGGGCAACCAGUUCACGAACGCUUUUGCCUGCAUCUCCGCUUCGAUCUUGGCGAGCGCGUAGGCAUCAGUGGGAUUCGGUGGAUACUCUUGAUCGAUCGGAAAGUACUUGAACUUCAGCGGUAGGUUGGCAUACGCAAGACCGAUAGCAUUGACCGAAGACGCAUAGCAUAUUUUCUCGAUGCCGAGGUCGCCGCACGCGCGGAAGCCAUUGAAUGCAGAUCAUCAA
This is a messenger RNA of Paraphaeosphaeria sporulosa, 720 nucleotides long. RefSeq lists its product as uncharacterized. The coding region runs from base 135 to 617 and encodes 160 amino acids. The transcript has a single exon. Lineage: Eukaryota; Fungi; Ascomycota; Dothideomycetes; Pleosporales; Didymosphaeriaceae. The record is from RefSeq and is a predicted model, not a curated record.